AUGACUACAUUCGCCGUGUCCUGGUUCUGUGCUGAUAACUACACAUAUGAAACAAUUACCGAUAACCAUCGGCGAGGACUGGCAGAUCAAUGCCUAGCAGAACUCGUGUGCGUAUGUAUACAUGGAUUGUUGAUCGUCGUAAUGUCCACAACACUCUGUAUAUUAGGGUGUUGUACGGUUCUACGGUAUCUCACCUCACCAACUAUCGUCCUAUACCCCGGUCAUAACGUUAAAUGGAUAUUAUCGAUUGUAAUCUGGCUUGUACUACUAUGUAGCCUCGGAGAAGGCGUCUUAACUGACCUCACACGCAAUCCGGUAACACAGCCACAUUUAUACAUACCCCCAACCGUGGCACUGACAAGUAUGAUAAUAACCCUGACUUAUUACCAUCAUAUGGAAUAUUGGGAUGUUCCACGAAUGUCAUGGUUACUGGUGAUCUACUGGGCAUUCUCCUUAGUCGGGGAAGCGAUGAAACUUUCUAAUCUAUACAGCCAAUUUGGAUUAGACAUCACAAUACUACGAUUAUUCAACACAUUAUUGUUAGCUCUCUUGUAUGCGAGUUGUCUGCUGAUUGAAUUUAACGUGAUCAGAACAAUGGUGUUUGGUUGGUAUUAUUCGCGACCUCGGUACCCUAGCGAACUUAACAAUCCAGAUAUGCUGCUUUCGCAUAAAUAUACCAAUCUAGUUUCACGUUCCCUCUUUUACUCUUUAAAAUGGUUGUUGAAACUCGGAUAUAGGAAACCCUUGGAAAUGUCUGAUCUUGGCUGCUUGCCUCAGGAAUUUCACUGCAAAUACCAGUACCACGUGUUUGAGAAAGCUUAUGGGGCCGAAAAGGAAAAAGUGCGAAGCAACAAUAAGAAACCGUCACUUUGGAAAACGUACAUGAGGGGUUAUGGUUAUAGUAUACUUUUCUCAACCACACUAAAAUUCAUUUCGGAUUUGUUGAAUUUCAUACCCCCUCUUGCGAUCGGUGGCAUCGUGGCUUAUGCAACCCGAGUUUACUAUGAAGAAGACAUAUCGAAUGAUACACAGACGGUGUUCAUAACUGUUGGGGAGUUCUUUAGUAAUGGUUACGUCUUAGUAGCGGUGGUGUUUGUGUCUGUGAUCAUUAAAGGUGUCUUGUUGCAAGCAUCCUCACAUGCUACAGUGAUACCUGGUUUUAAAAUUCGUAUGAAUCUACAGGUGUUAUUUGCGCUGCUAUUAUUAUAUUUGGAGCUCGGCAUAUCAGCAUUCAUCGGUUCGUUACUGCUUUUCGUUGUAUCUCCUAUACAAUACAAGAUUAUUACAAAAAUGUCAGAGAUACAGUUCUGUGUUCUCUCGUUUGCAGACGAGCGCUUAAAGAAGUCCAAUGAGCUUCUACAAAGUAUGAAGUUACUGAAAUUAUAUGGCUGGGAAGAAAUAUUCUCUUCUAUUAUCGAAAGUAUUCGUUCCAGUGAAGUCGGACAAAUCGUCAGAACUGGAGUUUGCGUGAUUAUCUCAACAUUUCUUGCCCAAUCAACUCCAGUAAUUUCCACUUUUAUUACGUUUGCCAUCUAUUCUAAAAUAGGUCCAUCACCUCUGACACCAGAGUUGGCCUUUUCUGCUUUGGCUUUAUUCAAUCACCUCGCCAUGCCCCUGCUAGAACUACCAAACGCUAUUUCAGAAACAGUAAAUGCUAUCAUCAGCACCAGACGAUUUCAGAACUUGUUUGAUGCGUGUGAAGUCAGUGAAUAUGUUCAUGGUCGACCGUUACUUAGCAAAGGAUUCAAUGACGUCUCAGAUAGUAUGGGAACUAGUGAUGACAAUUCAGGGAAAAAGCAACUUAGUGUGGCUUACAACGGACAUUCAUCUGAACAUGAGAGAGAUGACCUCGUUCAUCUGAUCCACGAUACGCCCCCACACUAUGGUACCUUUGAAUCGGAGUCUACGGAAACUCCCGUCACAGAUAUACCAGAUCACCUCUCAAUUCAGAUAAACAGUGGCAGUUUUGCUUGGGACAAAGAUGAGGAAGCGGUGCUAACAAACAUUAACCUUAAUAUACCUACAGUUUAUGUGUAG
This is a messenger RNA of Saccoglossus kowalevskii, 2037 nucleotides long. RefSeq names its product ATP-binding cassette sub-family C member 9-like. The record is from RefSeq and is a predicted model, not a curated record. Gene Ontology annotation, molecular function: ATP binding; ATP hydrolysis activity; sulfonylurea receptor activity. NCBI's taxonomy places the organism in Eukaryota, Metazoa, Hemichordata, Enteropneusta, Harrimaniidae. Gene Ontology annotation, cellular component: membrane. Gene Ontology annotation, biological process: transmembrane transport; potassium ion transport.